Molecule: messenger RNA, 261 nt
Organism: Recurvomyces mirabilis
Lineage: Eukaryota; Fungi; Ascomycota; Dothideomycetes; Mycosphaerellales; Teratosphaeriaceae
Gene: SMG1
Product: Serine/threonine-protein kinase smg1
Exons: 3
Coding region: 1-261 (86 amino acids)
Biological process (GO): mRNA splicing, via spliceosome; spliceosomal snRNP assembly
Cellular component (GO): P granule; U4 snRNP; U1 snRNP
Molecular function (GO): RNA binding
Source: RefSeq, a predicted model, not a curated record
AUGCCUCAAGCACAGCCAGAGCUGAAAAAGUACCUCGACAAACGCGUAGAAGUCCAACUAAACGGCUCACGGAAAGUAAUGGGCACACUACGCGGCUACGAUGUCUUCCUCAACGUAGUCCUAGACGAAGCAACGGAAUCCAAACAAAACAACGAAAAAGUCCGGCUAGGCAUGUGCGUGAUCCGGGGGAACUCGAUAGUGAUGAUCGAGGCGCUGGAUAGGAUCGGAGGGGAUGAUCGACAUCGACAACCUCGGGAUUGA